AUGGCAAGUGAAGAGACUAGCAGAAAGCCACGUGUAGCGAUAUGUGGAGGAGGUAUCGGCGGCCUUUGCCUCGCCGUCAUGCUCUCGAAUCUCUCCCACCUAGACGUGCGGCUCUACGAGUCGGCGGGUCAGUUCAAAGAGAUUGGAGCUGGCGUGAUGAUUUGGUCGAGGACUUGGCGUAUCUUGGAGGAUAUGGGUCUGGCGAGUGAGUUCGCGAAGAUUGCCCAUGCACCGCCGACGGGAGAGAUGGGUGUUGGGUUCGAUUAUCGGAGGUCAGACCAACCAGAGGAGGGGUUUAGAUUCAAGCUCGUCGAAAUGCCUUAUGGUGUACACUUUCUCGACGUCUUCGUCAACGCUCUCCCUCCAGGAAUCGCGAACUUCGGCAAACGUCUCGUAUCCUACAAUCACCAAGUCAUCCGCCUCUCCAGCCCUCUCCAACCAAUAUCUCUCCAGUUCGCCGACGGUAGCAUUUCAGAAUGCGACUUGCUCAUUGGCGCGGAAGGGAUCAAGUCGGGAGUCCGAGCGCAGAUGUACCGCGAAGCGGCUAUGGCGAGAGGAGAUCUAGGUUUGCUGGAUCAUAUUAGCCCGGUGUGGACCGGCACGAUUGCGUAUAGAGGCUUGUAUUGCGGAAAGAGCAAGCACGUCGUCAGUUACUCGAUCUCGCAAGGAGACAUAGUCAACAUCGUCACCUUCACCUCCCGACCAGAGAGACACGGGGAACCAUACAGCGGAGACUGGGUCGUGAACUGCGACAAGCAAGAGCUCCUAGACUCCUAUGCAGGCUUGGAACUUGGGAUCCCAUCCUUCGAUCUGUCGCUCUCAGAAUCACAACUAAGGGUGCAUUUGAAUCAGGAUGCGUUCAUUCUUGCCCGCUUGCUCUCCAAGGCGAUGCGCCCGACACGGGAUAGCCUGUCCGCUCUUCUAAAGGCGUACGAGGCGGUCCGACUGCCCGCUGCCAAUGCUGUCUUGCGGGGGUCGUAUGAGUCUGGGCGGAUGUAUGAGUUUACUUAA
Messenger RNA from Cyclocybe aegerita, 1011 nucleotides. Lineage: Eukaryota; Fungi; Basidiomycota; Agaricomycetes; Agaricales; Hemipholiotaceae. The record is from the annotation of a GenBank genome assembly.